This is a messenger RNA of Mizuhopecten yessoensis (Yesso scallop), 2444 nucleotides long. Its product is annotated as cilia- and flagella-associated protein 100-like. The transcript is spliced from 17 exons. The record is from RefSeq and is a predicted model, not a curated record. The coding region runs from base 89 to 1936 and encodes 615 amino acids. Lineage: Eukaryota; Metazoa; Mollusca; Bivalvia; Pectinida; Pectinidae.
GCGUCUUACUGGCAUUGAUGGUGUUGCCACGGAAAUUGUAAACAGAAUCAGAACUGCAGAUAAGAAUUGCUGUCUUCAAAUAUACAUAAUGGCUGACUCACCUAAUAGGUCCAAUCCUGGGUCUCCAGACACAGAUGUCUCCGGCAAGAAAUCAAGACAAGCUAUCUCUGGGCAAUCAGGACGCGUAACCUUUCCUAACUCUGCAAAAUCUGGAUCAAGUCGUUCCAUUAUGUCAGCUGAUGAUGCGGGCACCCAGGGUAAUCCAUUUAAGAUGGCCCCAGACAGUGACAUCUUUGUCCUCCGAGAUAAGGAGAGGCAAAGAAAAAAACAGGAAAGACUUCGGCAAAGAGGAUUACACGUACAUGAAAAAACAACAUAUUCAUCGAAAGUGAACUUCCGUACUGCUUCCAUGAUUCGGCCGGCUGAUUCUGAUGAGGAAAAAGAGGGUGAAGACGGUGAUAAAACUGUGUCAGUUAAAGAUGACCCACAAUACACAAUCAGAGUGACAAGAGAUCGACACGUGGAAAAAGAGUCCUUGGCAGAGUACAUCGCCAAAAAGAGGGAAAUGUUUCUUGUACAGUACUCCCUUGGUGUGAAGCGUGAUGAGAUGAAAAAGCUGGAGGAGAUGGCACAGAAGGAGGAGAAGAAACUGGAGCUGGCAGAACAGUAUCUGGAAGAGGAUGCCGCCAUGUUUGAUGAAUUUCUCAAGGAAAAUGAUGCCAACUCUGCUGAGGCAGUGCGAGAGGCUGAGAAUGAAACAAAAGCAAAAUUGGAGAAAGUGGCAGAGGUCAAGAAAAUCAACACACAGAUGAUGACUAUCAAAUCUGAAAUUUCAAAAUACGAAGACACAUUGAAAGAGUACCAGCUUUACAGAAAGUUUCUGGACAGCCUCACACCUCAGGAAACAAGAGAAGUGAGAGAUCUCAAAAGACAGAAAAGAAGGAAGGAAAAACAACGAGAGUUUGAGAAAAAUAUGCAGGUUAUGAAGAAGAGUGGUGCAGCCCUAGACAAAACAAAAAAGAAGUUGCCACCGAAAUCUGAUACUGUAUCAAAAAUAGGAUCAGCCACAAAAAAACCAGAUCAGGAGAGUGUUAUGUCGGCAAUGUUUGACUCGGACGAUGACAGUGAUGAGGAUUUGGACCUGUUCUUCAGUGACCCCCAUCAAUUGUUAGAUAUAUUUGCUGAGUUAGAGGAACAGAACCUGUCAUUAAUUCAAAACAGUCAAGAAACAGAGGAGGCAUUGGAGGAGAUGAAACAUAAUAUAAAAUUAACUAAACUUAAGAUGGAGAAGGAAACACAAAUAUUAAAAGAUCAAAUAGACAAAUUAAACACACAGAUUUAUAAAGAGGAAGCACGAGCGGAGGAUUUAAAAAUCAAAGCCAACAUAUUCAUUCUAGCUUUUAGCGCUUUCGUGAAAUCUGCACCUCCUAUACAAAAAGAUAGAGGUAUAGCUUCUACACACCGGAAGAAACUCGAAAACGAAUUAAUGUUUUCGUAUGGUGAGUUCAAGGCAGAGGACCAGGAGAAGAUGUUACAGGCUCUGAACAAGAAGGUGGAGGAAGUAUACAGAAGUUGUAUCGGUGACAAUGAGGCAAACAUUAGUACAUUACAGAUGCUCACCAACAUAGAAAAUCGACUCGAGGAAUUGUUUGAACAAAUUGAAACGAUGCCUCAGGACAAGGUGGAAGCAGCAGAAAAGGCCAAGGAGAAGGAGAGGCGGCUAAAGCUGAGGGAGGAGAAGAUAGAACAACAACGGAUACACCAAGAAGAGCGGGUCCGGAAGGCGCUCGAGAGGGCCAAGGCCGAACCAAAGAAACAGACUGGGAGGAAGCUUGUGUUCCGAUCAGAACCGCCCAGACACAAAAAGAAAGAGGACGAGAGAGAUGACCAGGCGUCUAGGGAGGAGGAAGAGCUAGCAUAUUUCUUCCAAUAUUGAUUUAUUUGUGUAUAGACAUUUUGCAUAACUUUUAAAACGCAAUUGGGACUGAACAAUCUUGCCUUCUUUUGACGGUUUUUGAGAAACAUGUCCUUUAAGUUGGUUUCAGAGAUUGAUAGAACCAGUUUCAGGUGAACUUUUUGCAGCUAGUGUAACAUGUGUUGGGUUUUCAUCAUCACUUGUCACGAGAAGGACAUCAUCACUUGUCACGAGUGUCACGAGAAGGACAUCAUCACUUGUCACGAGAAGGACAUCAUGCAGAAUCAACCUAUUUUGAAUGUGUUUUUGUUAAUGAUGUAUGUUGUGAUGUUUAUGUAAUUAAGAACUCUGUGAUAAUGAUAACGUGUAUGUAAAUUGUUAUGUGUUUGUGAUGGUAUUUAUAUUUUGAUAUCAUUAUGUCUUGUGUAAUUGUCUAUUAAAGACAGAGUCAUCAAUAUUCAUGAACUGCCAAAUAAAUUGAAAUAAAAAAAUAAUAUCAAAACCUUAAAAUAAAAAAUCGUAAAACAUA